AGAGACUUAGCUGAUAUACUUUGUAUAACCACAUGUUGCUGUGCUGACUAUAUUGCUGACAAGGUUGCUGCCUAGUGUCCACUGUCCUUCUCUGUUUUUGUUUAGUUCCUCUGUGAAAAGCCAGAGACAAUUAAUGAAUAGUUUCUCUACCCACCUCUGGUAGCUGGCAUUUGCCACAUACUCCAGAGGAAAGAAAAAAGGGAUGAAAAAGAAAUAGAGGCGAAAAGGACAUAUUUCAUGAAAAGUGGGUAUCCAAAAGACAGAAAUCAUCAUCUCACCUCCAGUUUACACAAAUGAAAAGAAACUCACCAUGCCAGGCCUGAUCAACAAGGGGAGUCAGAAUGCUCUGCCUCUCAGUGUCUGCGAGAUCACUUCCUGUGUCAGAGGUUACACCCUGGCCCUGACAGCAUCCAUGACCUACAAUAACUUUGAGGACAAUCCAAUUGAGGGAGUCUUCAUUUACCCACUGGAAGAAUGCUCUACCGUGGUGGGAUUUGAAGCUAUGAUCUCCAACCAGAUAAUAACCGUGCAAAUCAAAGACAAGUCCAAGAUUGAUGACUGUUACUUUGAUUGCUGCACUACAACUAAUGGUGCCCUUCAGAGUGGCAGUGGACAUAUUGUGCUGGAUGAGGACUUGGAGAGGACAGUGUUGGUGGUGAACCUGGGGGUCAUCCCCCCUCUGGAGACGGUCAACGUGUUGGUCAGCACCUCCUCUGAGCUGCCCACCCUUCCCAACGGGGGUAUCCGGGUCACCUCACCCACCGUGUGCACCCCCAGGGUCCAGAGAACCAUCAACGAGGAGCUGGGACUCUCCCCAAACUUCCACAACAGAGCGAGGGGCAGCAGGCAUAAUUGUGCCCUGGAUCCAAAUGAGCAGACUCCUAUCACCCCCCAGCUGUACAUGGCCCAGCUGCUGGAGGAAGAGGCCAUCAACUCCAUUGACUAUGAGUUUAGCUUCCAGCUGGAGAUCAGAGCCCCGUAUCUCCUUGCAGGUGUGGAAAGCCCCUCUCAUGCCAUCCGGGCCGACGCAGACCCCCUGGCCCGCUCAGCCACCAGUGUCGUCAUCACACUCGCUGACAAGUACACCUACGACUGCCCUGUGGAGAUCAUCAUCUACCCCAGUGAUCCUCAUCUGCCUCUUGUGCUGAUUGAGGAUGGAGACAUGACACUGGAGGAGUACGAUGAACACCUCACAGGGAAGAGUGACUACAUCAAGGCCAUCAAGAAGGACUCCAGUAAUGAAAAGAAAGUGGAUAUCAUUCGUAAGCGUCUCCACAAGGACAUCCUCCACAACCCUGCGGUUAUGCUCAACUUCUGCCCAGACCUCAAGUCCAAGACCUCUGACCUGAGGAAGGUGCAUGGAGAGUUCAUCUUCCUCAUCAACCGCAGUGGGAGCAUGAGCGGGGUCAACAUCAGCUGUGUCAAGGAUGCCAUGCUGGUGAUCCUGAAGAGCAUUGUGCCUGCCAGUCUCUUCAACAUCAUCGGCUUUGGCUCCACAUUCAAAACACUGUUUUCUACCAGUCAGAGCUAUGAUGAGGAAACAGUAACCAUGGCUUGUGAGUACAUCAGGAAGAUCCGAGCUGACAUGGGCGGCACCAACAUCCUGGCACCACUUAACUGGAUCCUGAGGCAACCCAUGCACGUGGGUCAUCCACGCAUGCUCUUCCUGAUCACAGAUGGGGCCGUCAGCAACACAGGGAAGGUCAUCGAGCUGGUCCGCAGCCAUGCCCGCUACACCAGGUGCUACACUUUCGGAAUCGGUCAGAGUGCUUGCAGGAGACUGGUGACUGGACUGGCUACUGUUUCCAAAGGAACGGCAGAGUUCUUGGCAGAAGGGGAGAGACUGCAGCCCAAGAUGAUCAAGUCUCUGAAGAAGACCAUGGCCCCAGUGCUGAGUGACAUUGCCAUCGACUGGUUGUUCCCUGAGACCAAGGAAGUGUUGCUCUCCCCUGUAGGCUCCACCUUCCUGUUCCCUGGGGACCGUCUGAUUGGCUACAGUGUUGUCUGUGACACCACACGCUACCAUCCAAAACCCAAGUCUGAUAAGAGGAAGCACUACAGUAUGAUGCGUUCCAAUGACUCAGCCAGCUCCGUGUUCUACCACUCCCAAGAGGAGGACCCAGGGACGACUACAGGCUUCUCUGACUGUCAGGGAACCCACAGGGACAUACACUCCAGCCCUCUGUUUGACUCCUACCAAGACUCCAUGUCAGAGAGCAGCCCUGGCCCCACUAAGCAUAACAACAUGGGAAUGGACAGUAAAACAUCACCUAGAAGACGUGGGUAUAGUACCAACCAGAUAGUGGACUACAACCCCAACAUAAAGAAGACCUACACUCCCAGUGACCCCAGCUCUGUAGAGGGGAAGCACCCGCUGAGGAGAGCUAAGGUCCAGGAGCUGAAUGGACAGACCAGCCCCGACUAUGGAGCACAGUGGAAGACUGAAUGCCAGCCACAGCUGGGGAGCUUGUGUGCCACGGCCAUCAGGGGGUGCCCUACCAAUGGGGCUUCUCACAGGUCCUCCCCUCAGCAGGAGGGGGCUCCCCAGGAGGCGGCGCCAGCGCAGGCCCACUCCGCCGUCUCCAAGCUGCAGGCCAGAGCCACCAGGAGCUGGGCUUAUACAGAGCACGCCUUAGGAGGAGCCAGGAGCACUGUUGGAGAGGACGGCUCGUCCUCUACUGACCCCUCUGUCAGCAGCUUCGGAGACGCAGACUGCUACCCUAAUCAGCUGUGUGAGAUCGAAACCCCCCAGGAGCCUCCAGCCACCCCAGACCUGAUCUCAGCCCCUCAGGACAGGGACUUGGGGAAGGGGUUCUGUAAGGUUGUGGUGUCUGGCCUGCUCUGUGGGAAGCCAGUCAAGUGGGAGGUGACCUUUGACAUUGAGCCCUACCUGAAGGGCAGAGAGCGGGAAGAGAAAGUUCACGAGGAACUCUGGAAUGAAACGUUCCAUCACCUGGCUGGACGUUCCAUCAUUCAGGACUUUGAGCACAUGGUAGAUCAGCAGUGUGAGAUUGAGCAUGGUUCUGGCAAAAGAUACCGGUUAUAUGCCAUUCACACCAGCAAGGCCUGUAACAUUCUCAGCAAAUACACUGCCUUUGUGCCCGUUGAUCUGGACACUAAUGAAUAUCUACAGACCUAUAUCGAUUACGUCAACCCAGGUAAAGGUCUGAAAAAGGGCUCUCGCUCUGGGAACAGGAAGAACCAGGGUUACUCCAUGGGACUGGGACGCUCCCAGUCUGGCUGCAUGUCAGAGGAGGCUGAGGACGGACACCUGCCCACCAGUUUGGAAGAUGGGGCCUCUCCAUGUAGCACCCCCUCAUCCUCUACCUGGGAAAGAUGCAGCUUUACAGAUGCAUCACUCUCAGCCUCUCAGAGGAGCCCGUCGGUGACCUCAGACCAGAAGUUGGUGGAGAGCCUCUUCUCAGCCAAGCUGACUCUCAACCGGACGAGACUCCUGACCCGGGCCGCCAGGGGCUUCAUAUUUCGCUCACACAGCAAAACCAGCAACUCUGUGGGGGAGAGUGAGAACGAGAACAAAGACUACAUUCCUCUGGUGUCCUUACAGUUGGCAUGUGGUGCGUUCUGCCUGGACAUCGCUCUGUGUGAGGCCAUCAACGUGUCCAUGGACAAGCUGAAGUGGACGUCUCCCUUCACCAGCCACCGGGUCAGUCUGGGUCACCACGUCUCCCACUCAGCCAGCCGCCUCUCAAACAGCAGCGCUGCAGACGACAGCCACAGGUCCACCUCUCCAUCUCCGUUUGAGAGCUCAGCUAAGGAGACAGAAACCAGCCUGACAGGCCACCACCAGCACAACCCUGGAGACCUGGUUGUCAGCAGCCACAGACAAAGGGGGCACAGCCCCUCUCACCUGGCCAGGAGUCCACGGACUGAGGGUUGGCCUGGGUCUUCUCCUUCCUUCCUAGGCGGCCCCUCCACCCCUACCUCCUCCACCUAUGCUGAGCACCCUCUCUCCCCUCACUCCCAGACAGACAGCGGAAGGGACUCAGAGUCGGAGAGUGUGGAAACCCCCCCAGCAGCGCAUCCUGGUGGCCCGGGGUCCAGGAAGAGGCUGAAUACGGAGGGCAUGGUGUGGGCCACGGCUGUAGCCCUGGCUUGGCUGGAGCACAGCUCGGCCAGCUACUUCAUAGAGUGGGAGCUGAUAGCAGCUAAGGCUAGCAUGUGGCUCAGUGCCCAGACCAUCCCUGAAGGAAAGGAGUUAGCCUCAGUCAAGUCUGCUGCCAACCAGCUCUUUAUCAUCCUCAGACACUGGGACGAGAACCUGCAGCUCAACAUGCUCUGCUACAACCCCAACAGUGUCUGAGGCUGAUUGCAUCGCAUGCACCGUCCUCCAUCCGGACAUAUCCAACCAUGCUAUGCUAACUGACUAACGCUUUAUUUACUAUUUAUUUUUUGCCAUUUUGAGUAUUGCCGAAUUUGUUAGUGCAGCUAUUGUGAGCAUUGUGUCGUAGAAUUGAUUCUGUUAUGAUAACUUCUAAACCUGUCAGAAGCUUCCCAGAGGCACAAACUUGCUUGUUGUCUCCCUUUGGGUGGAUACAUUCACCAGCUAUGGGUCUGAUUAAACAUGAUUCUAUUCACAUGGUGAAGGAAAUCAGAAGUGUAAGAGUAAACGUACAUAUUCUAAAAAAUAGAAGUUUAUGGAAAUAUAUGUAUUGUUUUAUUUAUGUUUAAUAUUUCCAUCAUAUUGAUGUCCAAUGAUGAGAGAAUAUGCCAAAACAAUUCCCAUGAGACUUUUACAAUUAUUUAUAUUGCAUAUAAUGUGUUUGAUCGUCACAAUCAUUUCAAAAUCAAUAUUGUGAUAUAUGAACAUUUGCCUGGUCCCAGAUCUGUUUGUGUCUUGCCAACUAUGGCCAAUUCCUCUUCUCAUGUUUGAUGUCUUCGAUUGGUUCAGAAACCGUCCUUUUAUCGCUGUUUAUUUUGUACUCAUCAGCCAUAAGUGCCUAACAAUGAUUAAACACAAACAAAGAUUGGUUAUCAGAAAUACGUAUUUAGCUGUUUCUCCAUUAUUGUUUGAUAUCAAAUGUGUUUCCAUAUAAAAAUGCUCAGCGUGUUUUCUUUUGUAGGUGUUCUGAAUAAUGUGAUAGAAACUUUCAAUUUGGAUGAAAGAAAUUAGUUUUUCUGUCCUUUCCUUUGUCAUUUCCUUUCCUUUGUCCUUUUCUUUCCUUUGUCCUUUUCUUUCCUUUGUCCUUUUCUUUCCUUUGUCCUUUUCUUUCCUUUGUCCUUUUCUUUCCUUUGUCCUUUCCUCUCAUUUGUCUCUUUUGUAAGACAUUGUACUCUGCUCUCAUAUUUCCUCAAAAAUGUUGUUAAUUUUACUCAGGUAGUAUUAUUUUCCUAAGGCUUUGAAAUUUCAUCCAUCCUGCUACAUGGAAAGCCAAUGUUUGUGUUAUAAUAUGUAUCAACAGUGGGAGCAAAGCAAUUCCCCCACAGCCAACCUGUUCUGCUGCAUUUGGCCCAGGUCAGAAGUAGUGCACUAUAGAGAGUCAGGUGCCAAUUGGAACAUACCUCUAGAAAUAUUGUAAUUUAAUUGUGAUCUAUGUAAACUUAUAGUGAUUGUGGCGGCUGGCUUUACUUGUGUACAACUCGAUUGUUGCUGUGUGUUUUGAGAAUAUGAUUGUUGACUGUUUUGAGGCUGUUAAAAGUUUCCAUAGUCUCAGUUUGCUAAAUGUCAGUGGCAUGACUAUGCAACUGAAUGUAAUAAAAUAUUUCCCCUCAUGAAGCUGUACAAGUUUGCAUCAAGACAAAGAUAAAAUUAUUAGUCCUGUUCGU
This is a messenger RNA of Oncorhynchus masou masou (cherry salmon), 5784 nucleotides long. Its product is annotated as von Willebrand factor A domain-containing protein 5B1-like. Bases 311 to 4321 code for a protein of 1336 amino acids. Lineage: Eukaryota; Metazoa; Chordata; Actinopteri; Salmoniformes; Salmonidae. The transcript has 22 exons. The record is from RefSeq and is a predicted model, not a curated record.